Molecule: messenger RNA, 1866 nt
Organism: Symbiodinium pilosum
Lineage: Eukaryota; Dinophyceae; Suessiales; Symbiodiniaceae
Source: the annotation of a GenBank genome assembly
AUGUCUGUGCAGAGCCAUAGGGCGGGAGUUGGCAUGAGCUACCUUCUCUCUGAAAGUUUCUCUGACCUGGCGACUAAGCGCACCGGCAAGAACGACCCGACCUUCAAUGAGAUGAAGGACUCGUUUUGGUUGACUGACGCGGCCAUCGGCUGGGAUGUGCUGUGCCGCCGCGAUGGUCGGUUGGGCUGCGCCUUGGUGGACUGGUUACCUCGGGAGCAUCGCCGCGAGCAGACGCACUUUAUGAGCUGGACAUGGAGGUACGCACUGUCUCAGGUGAAGGGUGCCCUGGAAGCCUACUCUGCCAGUAUGAGCUCGACAGCUGCCGCAGGGAACGUAUUUUUCUUCAUGUGCUUCUUUACAAACAAUCAAUUUCGCAUUAUAGUCGAGGAGACUACAGCUGGCAGCGCUGACCUCGAAGAAGUUUUUGAGGCAAAUCUGCGCCGCAUCGGGCGGAUGGUGGCUAUUUUGGAUACCUGGGAUCGGCCAAUCUAUUUGAGUAGGGUGUGGACAGUCUACGAACAAUUUGUUGCAUCCACUCUGCAGGUUCCAGUGAGCUUUGUCAUGCCACCAUCGUCUACUGAUCAGUUGCGCUUGCAGCUGUCCCUCGGCAGCACCGGCAUCGACCACAUCACACGGUCCAUCAGCAGUGUCGACUCAGAAAGGGCAGAGGCAUGGAAAGCGGAGGAUGAACAGAAAGUCAAGUCCCUGAUCCAGCAGACUGUCGGUUUCCAGCACGUGAACAGCCACGUGGCAGAGGCAACUGACCAAGUAAAGCUUGGUGUGCUGACGCCCCUCUUGAGUGGUGGGGUCGGCUCAGCCACCGGGUUCAUGCUCGUCUGCGGUGGCAUUAUGGCCAUCCCGCAUGGCAAGAAAUCCAAAGGGCUCACAGAUUUCGCCACUCGCUUCACAGCAGUGUCGGAGUACCAGGACCGCUUCCGUGAAAUUCCCCACUGCUAUGCUUCCAUGGACAGGAAGCCUCUCGUCCCCUACAAUCCCAACGCGACACGCUCACGCCUUGCUUUGGAAGAUGCCCCUGUUCCGCUGAAGAACGCUUCCACCAUCGAGUUCAGGGACAAGUUCUGUGUCCACAAGAGCAAUGAAAUCUCGUGCAUGUUCCCAGCAUGCCUCUGUUUCUGGGCGGGCAGCAAAACAGUUUCCUUCUUCUUAGCCGUCAACGUCAUUCCAGAUGAGGCCAGCUCAUUGGCGGUGUUGAGCUCAAUCUGUGCUUUACUGGGGUGCCUCAUGGGGAGCGGCUUGGGUCAGAUGUUGAAGCCAGAUGCACGGAUGCCGCUCUUUUUCGUGGCUGUUACUCUGUUCCACGCAAUCGAGUUCACCUUCGCAGCUGUCUGCCACAGCAAGACGAUAGAGUUCCGGAGUUUUCUCCUAACACCUGUGCCGGCAGCCGGCUACAGUGUGGCCAUGAUUGCUGCCAUAUGUGAAUACUGGCUGUGGCAUGCGCUUGGCUUCACACUAUCAGGCCUUGCGAUGCGAAUCGCUACCAUAGCGGGGUUUGGGCUCGCUGUGACCGGCUGGGCUUUGAGAACAGCUGCCCUAUUCACAGCAAGAUCAAACUUCACGCAUCUGGUGGCGUGCUACAAGGAUCCGUCCCAUCGGCUGGUGAAGCACGGGGUUUACGGUUGGUGCAGGCAUCCUGGAUAUGUUGGAUGGUUCUUGUGGAGCGUGUCCACACAGAUCCUCCUUCUCAAUCCCAUCUGCUCGUGCUGCUACGCCUGGGUUUCCUUCCGCUUCUUCGCGGGCAGAAUUCCACACGAAGAAGAGAUGCUGCUGCAGUUCUUCGGGGAAGAAUACUAUGCCUACGCCAAAGAAGUGCCAUGUGGCAUCCCGGGAAUUUCUAGACUCGGGUAG